This is a messenger RNA of Exophiala dermatitidis NIH/UT8656, 2643 nucleotides long. Its product is annotated as orotidine 5'-phosphate decarboxylase. Gene Ontology annotation, biological process: 'de novo' UMP biosynthetic process; 'de novo' pyrimidine nucleobase biosynthetic process. The transcript is spliced from 2 exons. Bases 1159 to 1980 code for a protein of 273 amino acids. Gene Ontology annotation, cellular component: cytosol. Lineage: Eukaryota; Fungi; Ascomycota; Eurotiomycetes; Chaetothyriales; Herpotrichiellaceae. Gene Ontology annotation, molecular function: orotidine-5'-phosphate decarboxylase activity. The record is from RefSeq and is a predicted model, not a curated record.
CCGAGUGGUCCGAAUGACGCUAAUCGACCAAUUCACUUGCAAGGAUCAUCGCGAAAAAGCGAGAGGGCAGAUAACGAGAGGGUCAGAGGUAUUUCCGCGGGGAGAGGCGUACGGCGAGGAUAUCUGAUCGAGCAGUGAGGUCGUUGUGGCGUAUAGUGUUAAGGGCGUGGAGAGACGGGUGAACUGGUUGCUUGCUAUACAGAUCGGAACAUGGGGAUCGGGGGCGAGCCAUGGAAGGUGGAGAUCGAGUGGGACAUCAGUCUUGGGUUCGAAACAAGGUAGUAUGCAAGACAAUGGAGGAUACAGGCCGAGUAAACCAGGUCUAUAAGGGAAAUAAGCGGCGGUGAUAUUGUGAACAAUGGGUAGAAUAUGGAAGUCGUGGAGGUUGUGGCGUUGGUUGUGGUUCAAGUUGAUGAUGAUGGUUGAGGAACGGAUUGGCGCAGGAGAAACGAUGGAGGGCUUGGGAAACCCCUGACAGACCGGCUACUACUAGUAGUUGCCUGAUGCUAUGGACAAAGGGCAAAAUGGCCAUUUUACGGGGAAACGGCCCUGCAGAGCGUCAUCUGGGCUGUUUUCGCCUCUAUACCGUACCGUGCUAGGCACAUUAUAGUAUGUGGCUUGCUCCCUUGCUACUGUAUCCGAGCGAGUUUAGGUAUCGCGCUCCGGCGCACUCAACCCCUUGCCGCUUGGUAGUGACCGCCUUUGGAAUGCCUCUCAGUCCCCAAUCAGGCCUGGAGAGCCCCUGCACUCCGUACUAUUUAGUGCCUAACGCAUUAACUAGCCACUCCCCCCCUUUCGACGGCCAACGUGGCAUCAAUCUGCUGGCCAUUCCCAUUGCAUCCUGACUGCCUGUGCCGCACCUCCACCACCAUCAUCGGCAUUCUGAUUCCUUCCGGCAUCCAGCAGUCCAACCACAAGUCUCACUGGCUUCUGUCAAGCCACCGGCCAAAAAGUCCACUAUUACUGGCCAGUCACGGAUGCUGACUCCGCGCCUCGUAAGCCUCGUCCUGGCUCAGAUUUCACAAUAGUGCACGGGUGCAAGAUAAUUUCUCCAAGGCCGAGUCUUUUUCAUCAUAACGACCUCUAGGCGAGCCAAAACGAGCAAAGGCAAAUCAAAAGAGAAAGAGAUUGUAGUGCACAAGAAGUUACGCGUUCAUAAUGGCUUCUAAAAGCAGACAAUCAUACUCCCAGAGAGCGGAAGAACAUUCCAGCCCAUUGAUGAAGAAGCUGUUUGGCAUCGCCGAAACCAAAAAGACCAACGUCGUUCUAUCUGCAGACUUGACGACCACGAAAGAGUUGCUCGAGAUCGCUGACCGCCUUGGACCGUAUAUUGCUGUCCUAAAGACGCAUAUCGAUAUCAUCUCGGAUUUUGGGCCGGCGACCAUUGAGGGGUUAACUCAACUUGCCCAUCGUCACAACUUCCUUCUCUUUGAAGAUCGCAAAUUCAUUGAUAUCGGCAACACCGUCCAGAAGCAAUACAGAGGGGGGGCAUUGCGGAUCUACGAGUGGGCUCAUAUUAUUAACGCCAGCAUUCUGGCUGGCGAGGGAAUCAUUCAAGCUCUGGACCAGACGAUCCAUGAAGGUGAUGAGCCAGAACGGGGUAUUCUGAUCCUGGCGGAAAUGACCUCAAAAGGAUCCCUAGCGGUAGGAGAGUAUACCCGGGCGUCGGUUGAGAUUGCAAGAAAGUAUCCUCGGAGUGUCCUAGGUUUCGUCGCAACCAAGGAACUAUCCAGCCAUUCGCCUGAUGCUGCUCCCAAUGAAGAUUUUGUGGUCUUCACAACUGGAGUUAAUCUGUCGAGCAAAGGCGAUGCUCUUGGUCAACAAUACCAAACUCCUACAACAGCAAUGGCGGGUGGCUCUGAUUUUCUGAUCGCAGGGCGAGGUAUCUAUGCUGCAGCAGACCCAGUGUCCGCAGUCAAAGAAUAUCAGAAGGCAGGAUGGGACGCCUAUCUACGGAGAACGACAUCGGCGAGCGAGUAGUUUGGUCCGGAAACAUGCUACUGUCAAAUGUCCGUCCCGGCAGGACGGUGCUACAGCCACAUUCCGCCACGCGGCAAUGAUGUGCUGCUCGUGUCCGGAGUGGCAGGAGUUCCGCCUCUCGGCUAUGCAAGCCUUCCUGGGUUGUCGCAUUGACUCCCCCAGUGUGGUACUUGGCUUCCCAAGCAGCUGAGACCGUCACUGGCAGGGUAACAUGGUAUUUGGGUGCUCAAUGCAAGGCUGGUCCAGCUGCGGGUACGGAGGUUGCUGCUGAUAUGGCAUGCAGUGGCGCCUCCUGACGCCUUCUAGUACGUCGAGCAUUGUCUGCCAGUGUCCUGCACAAUAAGGACGCCGAGGACGCAGGAACGGCUAUUAUAUGAUCAUUAGAGGCGUUCCCGUGCACAGCUGGUCAGUAGUUCGCUGGAACAAGCGCAUCUUUGUCACGCUGGAGCCGAGAAAUUGGCUAGUAGUUGGCGACAAUCUCGGCUAAGGCCACCGCUUAAUUAACAUAAUAUGCAAGGGACAUAUUGAUACAGGCCAGAAGGAGCCGAGUUACCGUAUUUCGGGAUUCAGCAAUCAUCAACUGUUACAGUAGAAUUGAUUGGAUCCAUUUUGCCCCCUUUUCCGGAAUUAUACCCUGCUACGAUGAGCACUGAGAGGGGCCUG